AUGGCGGCCGAGCUGGCAGAGAUGCGCGCGCAGCUCGCGCAGGUGGAGGCGUUGAUACUGGCUGAGCCAGACAAUGCCGAGUACCAGGCGUUGGCGAGCAACAUCAAGCAAUUAAUUGCGUUGCAGUCACAAGUGGCGGGCGUCACCGCUCCUGCAGAUGGCGAUGCUUCGGGUGCCGAUGGCGCCAAGCCCAAGACCGUUGAUGGCUGGACUGUUGGUCAAGAGUGCGAGGCUGUUUGGAGUGAUGAUGGUAAAUACUACAAGGCUGUGAUCACGGCCUUUACAGAUGAUGGCUUGCGAGCCAUGGUGACCUUCCCCGAGUACGAAGACUCUGAUGAAGUCAAGCUGGCAUCGCUGCGGCCGCUGGGCGGGGCUGGUUCGGGACCCUCGGCCAAGACGGGACCCAAGAGCAAGGUCAGCACGGGGGCAGCAGGCGAUGCACCAGUCACGGCCAGCAGUGAGCCCCUCAAGAAGAAGAAAAAGUCGUACGAGGAACGCAAGAAGCACGAGGCCAAGCGCCGUGCCAAAGAAACCGAACUGGAAAAGGCCUACAAUGACAAGGCCAACUCGUGGAAGAACUUUGCCAAAAAGUCUAAGAAGAAAGCUUCGGGUGUUGGUGGAUCAGGCAAGCAUGGCCAAAGUAUAUUCAAGACCCCGGACAGCUACGAUGGCAAGGUGGGCGUGGGAACGUGUGGUAUUGGCGGCAAGGGCAUGACCAGCUUUACGAACCGCGGCAAAUGGCAAUUCGAGAAGGAGUAGAUGAUCCUUCUCGUCCCCCCUUGUUUUCUGGCCGUUUGCUCCUUGCUCGCCGGUGCAAGCCAAAGCAGCACAAAAGCAAAGGGAAAAAAAAAACAGAAAAAAGAAGCCCUCUUCUAAUUGAACCCCCCCCCCC
Molecule: messenger RNA, 892 nt
Organism: Monosiga brevicollis MX1
Lineage: Eukaryota; Choanoflagellata; Craspedida; Salpingoecidae
Exons: 7
Coding region: 1-759 (252 amino acids)
Biological process (GO): mRNA processing
Cellular component (GO): nucleus; cytoplasm
Molecular function (GO): RNA binding
Source: RefSeq, a predicted model, not a curated record